CUGGUUGAGUCAUAUUUCAAGGGGUUUAAAAUUGAACGAGUUCGUGUAUAUUUUUGUCGAUAAAAUUAGUCAAAGAGAGGAUGACCCUAGCUAAAUCGAAGAGUAGCCUUCGAUUUACUAUUUUAUUUUUGAAAACGGGGUUUUCUCUCUGUCUUUAGUGGCGAUUAAUUCGUUGAAAUCUGGUCUUUAAACCACUCGGAGAAUGGGAAAAUGACAGUGGCUUUGGUGGCUUCCUUGAGAAGAUUGGUUUCAGCAUUUGCAAAUCAAGCACUGGACUUUCUGGUGAUAUCUAGGAGAUUUUUGUACUGGCCUGAGUUGACCCCGAGUUUGGCAGCUGGACUUGAUCGACAAGAGACCAAGAUGGCGAGUACACGCACCGUAUCUUCAGCUGAGCAGCAGCCAAAGCCCCAAGUGGCAGCUCCUACGAAGGGCCGAGGUCAAGGCCGAGGCCAAGCUAGAGACCGUGGCAGGGGCAGGGCUCAGCCCAGAGCUCGAGCAGCAGCACUAGUAGUGGAGCCUCAGCUGGAGUUUGAUGAUGAGGCUGAGACUGAGUGA
Messenger RNA from Nicotiana attenuata, 555 nucleotides. RefSeq lists its product as uncharacterized. Bases 211 to 555 code for a protein of 114 amino acids. The record is from RefSeq and is a predicted model, not a curated record. Lineage: Eukaryota; Viridiplantae; Streptophyta; Magnoliopsida; Solanales; Solanaceae. The transcript has 4 exons.